AUGUCCGCAUCAAACUUGAGUAUUACCAUCCUCAUGAUGAUGAUGAGCACCUUGUUGCUCCUCUCAUUCACCAACGCAUUCCAAGUGAAUACAUCUCUGUACAACAAACUCAUUUCUUCCACUUGCAAACGUAAAAUCGAAGUGAAUCGAAGUGAUAGCGGUAAACUCAUUCGAUUCGUAACCAAAGCUGGUUGCAUUGAUCGUAGAAACAACACUGCCAUCGGAGCCGUGAGUGAAAUUGAAUUCUUUGCUUCCAUCGCAAAAUUCCCAAUGGUAGGAAUGAAAGGAAAAACCAUUGUCAAAGUGAACUUGCCUGGUUCCAACAACGACAAGGAAUUUGCCAUUCACGUGGGAAGCUCCUUUGGUUUGGAUGAAAUUUUGGAAUAUCGUGAAAAGAAUGGAGUCGAAGGUUUUCAACCUGGAAAUGAUACUGUGUUGAGAUCGUUUCGAUUGGGUCAAUAUGCUUGGACAGUCGAUUCAUUGACUAGAACACCAUUGAAUGAUGCUAAUACUUCAUAUGUGUAUCAAGCAGUGGUUUCAACAACCAUUCCAAACUUUUGUACUCUGAAAUUGGGUGCUAUGGUCACGUCAGAUGUCAUUACUUUCACUUCACCCAAGUUGGUCAAUAGAACUGGUGUUGUGCAAGUGUUAAAUCCAAGUUCUUUCAAACUCACUUUGGAAGUUAAUGAUAUUAACUAUGAAGCUAGUGAUUCAUUGAUUGCUUUGGGUUCCGUCAUUGCAUUCAGAGGUACUCGAAGAGACAAACCAAAAUCAUCCACCCCUACUCAACGAUCCAUCUUUGGUGGUGAAGAAGCUGAAAAGCCAGACGAUUCCUCCGAUGAUCAACAAGUCUCUCAAUUCGAUGAUGAUGUCUCUUCUCAAUUAGGAGGAAAUUUGGCAAGUCUUCCAAAAACCUUCUUCUCAUUCCAAAAUUUCAUUUCUCGUUGGAAUACAAGUGCUCCAACGGUCAUUACAAGAGGUAAAUUUGUUUCGACCAAGUACAUGCCGUUCCAACCAGCACAAGACGGUGAAAGUACUUUGAGAGAUUUUGUCGAUUCAAAUGCUGCAUUGGCAAGAUUUUACAUGUCCAUUACGGAGAGAGUGAAUAAUUUUGUGUGGGAUCCUUCAGUUGGAUCAAGUGAAGAGUCUUCUAAUUUGAUUAAUAGUGCUGCUAGAAAUAAUGGAAUGAUGAUGGUCAUGAUCAUGGUCUUACUUGCCUUAUUUGCAUUCUUGUUGUAA
Naegleria lovaniensis is the source of this 1239-nucleotide messenger RNA. RefSeq lists its product as uncharacterized. The transcript has a single exon. The coding region runs from base 1 to 1239 and encodes 412 amino acids. Lineage: Eukaryota; Heterolobosea; Eutetramitea; Acrasida; Naegleriidae. The record is from RefSeq and is a predicted model, not a curated record.